GCCUCUCCAAUUCCACCAUCGCAACCUCAAAAGUCCAAGUCUCAAGUGUUCUUUUUCUUUUUUUUUUAAAUCUCUCUCUCUCUCUCUCUCUCUGUGAGAAAAGAAUAAUGGAGGGUCUUAUUCCUUUCGUGUAUAGAGCCAUAAUGCAAUACAAGAACGGCAAAGAAGGACCUCUAGGGUCAUGGCUGAAUGAUUCUCCAUCAGCUCACUACAUGCGACUUCCAGGCGAUUCAGGUCGGUUUCAGGCGUCUGAGAUACGUCUUUUUGGAUCCGAUUGUGGCUUCUCUACCGCUACUUCAACAUCUGCCAAUUUCAAUAGUACUACCACCCAAAUUCUUGUAUCCACCGGAGCUCAAUCUCCACUCUGCCGGUUGACUCCUAGGCGCGUGGCUACAUGAUCAUAUCACAUAUGCUUGAAGAAGAAAUUAAGCCGAAGGUGCAGAAUUCUGUGUACCAUAUACAUGGUAAGUUUAUUUUCACGCAUGAUUGUUCAUGUUUUCAGUUUAUUUGAAGGUAAUAAGCGUGUGGAAAACCGAAGGGGGAACACAUGCUUUUGUGGGUAUACUAGUGUGGAAGUGUGAAGGCAGAAAAAGGAAUGCAGCAUGUGGAAGACCAAAAGGGGACGCAUGCAUGCUUGUAUAUUGCAGUUAAAUUUGUUGAAUAUCGUCAAGGUAACAGAGAAGUGAAGAUCAGACUUAUGUAAAUACUGAAUUGUAAGUAAUGUUUGAGAAAAAUUAAUGUUUAUUUGUACCCAAAAAAAGGAAUUAAUGAUGUUUAAGAAUGUUUGUUGGCCAGAAGGCAAUGUUGUAUUAACCAGAAACUCAAUCUAUAUGCUUAUUUUAA
This is a messenger RNA of Hevea brasiliensis (rubber tree), 843 nucleotides long. RefSeq lists its product as uncharacterized. NCBI's taxonomy places the organism in Eukaryota, Viridiplantae, Streptophyta, Magnoliopsida, Malpighiales, Euphorbiaceae. Bases 108 to 398 code for a protein of 96 amino acids. The transcript has a single exon. The record is from RefSeq and is a predicted model, not a curated record.